Molecule: messenger RNA, 2672 nt
Organism: Fopius arisanus
Lineage: Eukaryota; Metazoa; Arthropoda; Insecta; Hymenoptera; Braconidae
Gene: ABCB7
Product: ATP binding cassette subfamily B member 7
Exons: 6
Coding region: 251-2476 (741 amino acids)
Biological process (GO): intracellular iron ion homeostasis; transmembrane transport
Cellular component (GO): mitochondrial inner membrane
Molecular function (GO): ATP binding; ABC-type transporter activity; ATP hydrolysis activity
Source: RefSeq, a predicted model, not a curated record
GUUUUUUAUCUUCAUAUAUGGUUUUGAGGCCCAAUAAUUUCUGAUCGAUAUUUGCGAAAGAUAAUGGCGAAAAUUUUGUUAUCGAUAUUGUUUCACGUGUGUGUUUGCCCCUCGAAAAAUGGCAAUCAGCUGAUAGAAAUAUUAGGAGGUAUUGCAUGAGGAACUGUGCCAAGGGUAACUGAACUUUAAUCAGGUCGACACAGCCGCAGUACAAGGUGGAGGUGUCAAGAAGAUUUUGGGAGGAAGAACUAUGCUGGGGCUUUUUUUCUGUGGAAGAUUCAGUCGUUUUGUGAGAAAUGACAAGAAUGGAGUCGUCGUGAGUGCAGCGAGAUGUUUUGUGACGAGACCAGUGAAUUUUAAUAAGAACUUUUGCCUCAGCAAGUAUAGGAAUGCGAUAUCAACUGUUGGUGUUAGGUGUUGCAGUGGCAAUGUGAUUGACCGAGCCCAAACGAAAAAGAAUGUACCCCAAGCGAAGCCAGUUAUCACUCCAGUUAAAAAUCCCUUGAUUGUGGAUGGAGUGACAGGGGGUAAACCAGGGCAGCAGAAGAGAAACUGCUUUCAUCCUGGAGCUUCUGCACUCAGCAGGGAUGACUUACAACUCAAGGACUAUCCCCCGGUCACCAGUGCUGACAUGAUCAAGGCUAUGGGGAGUUAUAUCUGGCCAAAGGAAGAUUCUGAUGUGAAAAAUCGUGUGAAAGUAGCUGUGGGACUGCUGGUCGGAGCUAAACUCCUGAAUGUUGCAGUUCCAUUCCUCUUCAAGCACGCGAUUGAUAAAUUGAAUGCAGCAUCCAUAGCUGCUGGUGGAGAAGCUGUCCUGGGCAUGGGAAGUGCACCAGAGACAGUGACAACUGUAGUGACAUCUCUCCUCAUUGGAUAUGGAAUUGCUCGAUUGGGAUCAGCGGGAUUCAACGAGCUCAGAAAUGCAGUAUUCGCCAAAGUAGCUCAAGGAUCUAUUCGAAAAAUUGCAAAAAAUGUAUUUUUACAUUUGCACAACCUCGAUCUGGCUUUUCACUUGUCGAGGCAAACGGGUGCAUUGUCUAAAAUGAUCGACAGGGGAAGUCGUGGAAUAAAUUUUGUCCUUUCAGCGAUGGUGUUCAACAUAGUGCCAACAGUCUUCGAGUUAGCUCUAGUGAGCACAGUACUAGGGAUCAAUUGUGGUCCUGAAUACGCAGGUGUGGCAGUGGGAUGCGUUGGUGUCUACGCAGCAUUCACCCUAGCUAUCACCCAGUGGAGGACCAAAUUUCGUGUGUACAUGAACAAAGCUGAGAACGAAGCUGGAAAUAAAGCCGUUGAUUCGCUCAUUAAUUAUGAAACAGUUAAAUAUUUCAAUAAUGAAAAAUUCGAGGCUGAGAGGUAUGACGAGUCCUUGAAGAAGUACCAGGAGGCCUCGUUGAAGACAAGUACCAGCUUGGCGUUACUUAAUUUCGGACAAAACGCCAUUUUCAGUGGCGCUCUGAGUCUGAUCAUGGUGAUGGCUGCUAAAAAUAUCGCGAAUGGAACGAUGACCGUUGGGGAUCUAGUGAUGGUGAAUGGAUUACUAUUCCAAUUAUCAGUUCCUCUGGGAUUUUUAGGAUCAGUUUAUCGAGAAGUCAGGCAAGCUUUGAUCGAUAUGCAGACAAUGUUUGCACUUUUGGCUCGUGAUCCCACAGUUAAGAGUAAACCCAAUGCAACUCCAUUUUUCGUGACUCCAACUACCUCCGAAAUAGUAUUUGACCGAGUAAAUUUCCAGUACGUCGAGGGUAAAACGAUUCUGAACGAUAUGAAUUUGACGAUCCCAAGUGGAAAGAAAGUUGCUAUUGUCGGUGGUUCUGGUUCUGGGAAAACCACAAUUGUCAGACUACUGUACAGAUUUUUCGAGCCUCAGGACGGUACAAUCACCAUAAACGGUGAAAAUAUCGUAGAUAUCGAUUUAGAUGAUCUGAGGAGAACAAUCGCUAUUGUACCCCAGGAUUCUGUGCUCUUCCACGAAUCAAUAUUCUAUAAUCUUCAUUAUGGAAAUUUGAAGCGAAGCAAGGAAGACGUUUACGAAGCAGCAAAAAUGGCGAAUCUUCACGAGGCUAUUCUCAAAUGGCCCAAGGGUUAUGACACACCUGUUGGAGAAAGAGGAUUGAAAUUGAGUGGAGGUGAGAAACAACGUGUGGCCAUCGCGCGCGCUAUUUUGAAGGAUAGUCCUAUUUUAAUAUUCGAUGAAGCCACGUCAUCGUUGGACUCAAUUACUGAAAGUCACAUUUUGGAAGCUCUUCGUCGAGCAACAGUGGGUCGCACUUCGAUUAUGAUUGCUCACCGUCUGUCCACUGUAAUGGACGCAGACGAAAUUCUAGUCCUCGACAACGGCAAACUCGUCGAAAGGGGUACCCACCAGGAGCUCAUCGUCAGCCAUCAGUCCAUAUACAACAGACUCUGGGAUGCCCAGAACAUCGGACUUCUCAAAUCCAAGGAGCAGCAACACAAGCUGCGAAAUCAAGGCUCCACAUAACGAAAAUCAUCUUCUAGCUCCAAUGAUCCGUCAAUUGUAAAAAUAAAAUCAAUCCCGAAGAUAAUAUAAUGUAAAUACUCAAGUUCCCUUUGUAGAGUUACGCAAAUGACUGCAUGUGAUAGUAUUUUCGUAAUGUACAUAAAAGAAUAUGAAGUAAUCAUUGAAAAUGAAAGUUAUUGUGGAUAAUGAAGUGGAA